UCUACGGCGAAAUGGGCACGAGACAUAGUAGUCUGUCGAACUCGUCUCCUCGUGAGGAAAGCAGCUUUCUUCCUGAUAGAACAAGACAAGUUCAAUCAAGAUAUGCAAGAAUUCCAGACAACUAUAGAUCACUCGAACAGGUGACACAAGCUCUGCACGAAUCGGGCCUCGAAUCGUCGAAUCUCAUCGUCGGGAUAGACUUCACGAAGAGCAACGAGUGGACGGGGCAGCAUUCCUUCGGGGGUCGAUGCCUACAUCACUUGGGCGAAGGGUUGAAUCUAUACGAACACGCUAUCUCGAUCAUUGGAAGCACACUCUCGGCGUUUGACGAGGACAAUUUCAUCCCCUGUUUCGGGUUUGGUGACGUUACAACUCACGACCAAGACGUAUUCAGCUUCUAUCCCGACAACAGGCCUUGCAACGGCUUCGAAGAAGCCCUGUCUCGGUACCGAGACAUCCUCCAAUAUGUCCAAUUAGCAGGCCCGACGUCAUAUGCCCCGAUUAUCGAAGCUGCGAUCGGGAUAGUCGAACAGAGCGGCGGCCAAUAUCAUGUCCUGCUGAUUGUAGCCGAUGGCCAGGUGACGCGAAGCGUCGACACGGGACCAGGGAAGUUUAGUCCUCAAGAACAGAACACAUUGAAUGCAAUCAUCAAAGCAAGUGAAUACCCAUUGUCGAUCAUCGUGGUCGGAGUCGGAGACGGGCCAUGGGACAUGAUGCACGAGUUCGACGACAACGUCCCGGCCAGAGCAUUCGACAACAUCCAGUUUGUAAACUUCACAGAAAUCAUGUCGAGAAACGUCCCGCUGUCCGUGAAGGAAGCCGAGUUCGCGCUGGCUGCGUUAAUGGAGAUCCCGUUUCAAUACCGAGCAACUCUCGAGCUCCAGCUCUUGGGCAAACGGAGAGGGCAUUGUGCAAGAGUUCCGUUGCCGCCUCCGACGCAUAUCCUGCGGUCGAACUCAUACUCGUAUAUAUCCAGAUCGCCGUCGAGCAGCUUCAGCCGUAACUUCCCCAGCUCCUAUCCGCCUUCUCCAAACAACACCGAGAGUUCUUCGAGCAAUUGGAGAUGCCCUGUUUGUACCUGGAACAAACGAGACCUUGUGUUCGGAUGCGGACAUCAGGUGUGCCGUGACUGCGGAGGCGAGCUCACCUGGUGCCCUAUUUGCCACUCAGAGAUAACCACAAGGAUAAGGGUACAAGAACAUUAGCAAGACAGAGAUUUCAUAACCAACAUGUCAAGAUUACUCUUUCGAUUAUUCGAUAACUUCA
Molecule: messenger RNA, 1266 nt
Organism: Andrographis paniculata
Lineage: Eukaryota; Viridiplantae; Streptophyta; Magnoliopsida; Lamiales; Acanthaceae
Product: E3 ubiquitin-protein ligase RGLG2-like
Exons: 10
Coding region: 12-1205 (397 amino acids)
Source: RefSeq, a predicted model, not a curated record